AUGGAUGCGGUGCUUCGGUGGCCUGCCGCGAUGAAAAAGGGGGGCAAAGGGGGAGGGAAUGGGGAGAGAGUGACGCUCAUCACGGGAUGGGGGGGAAGCAGAGAAGGGGAUGGGGGGAAGCAGGGAGCGGGAUGGGGGGAAGCAGGGAAGGGGAUGGGGGGAAGCAGGGAAGGGGAUGGGGGGAAGCAAGGAGCAGGAUGGGGGGAAGCAGGGAAGGGGAUGGGGGGAAGCAGGGAGCGGGAUGGGGGGAAGCAAAGAAGGGGAUGGGGAGAAGCAGGGAAGGGGAUGGGGGGAAGCAGGGAGGGGUAUGGGGGGAAGCAGGGAGGGGGAUGGGAGGAAGCAGGGAAGGGGAUGGGGGGAAGCAGGGAGCGGGAUGGGGGGAAGCAGGGAAGGGAUGGGGGGGAGCAGGGAAGGGGAUGGGGGGAAGCAGGGAAGGGGAUGGGGGAAGCAGGGAAUGGGAUGGGGGGAAGCAGGGAAGGUGAUGGGGGGAAGCAGGGAAUGGAUGGGGCAGGAGGCAGUAGCUCCUAG
This is a messenger RNA of Closterium sp. NIES-65, 528 nucleotides long. Lineage: Eukaryota; Viridiplantae; Streptophyta; Zygnematophyceae; Desmidiales; Closteriaceae. The record is from the annotation of a GenBank genome assembly.